Molecule: messenger RNA, 3245 nt
Organism: Harpia harpyja (harpy eagle)
Lineage: Eukaryota; Metazoa; Chordata; Aves; Accipitriformes; Accipitridae
Product: testis-expressed protein 2-like
Cellular component (GO): endoplasmic reticulum
Molecular function (GO): lipid binding
Source: RefSeq, a predicted model, not a curated record
AGCAGAGGAGUGCCGAGCCCUUGCCAAGCGCCGGGGAGCUGGUGCCCCCCUAAACCAGCAGGGACGGGGAGCAGCGGCCAGGCAGGAGCAGCCGAGGACCAGCCCCGGGGCUUUCUGCACCGACGCCGUCGGCGAUGCGAGCGAUGGCAGACCAGGCUGCGGCAGCGGCGGAUGCCUCUCCAACCCUGGUACCGUCCCCGGGCUCGCCUCGGCGUGGGGACACUGAUGGGCUAACGCUCCAUCCCACCGCCACCAGGGAGGACGGCGGCGGACGGGACGGCUGCGGGCUUGUUUUCGCCGUGGACGGGGACACAAAGCCUCUCCCCUCGCCCCAGCCCGGGGGGAUGCUCCUGGCCGACCUCCCGCGGACCCCCCAGCCCCGGCUGAGCCCGGCCAAGUCCCGCACGGCCCCGUCCUCCCCCAGCAUCUCGCCGUCGGAGAGCCGUGCCGCCCUGCUCCGGCUGCGGGAGGCCAGGCUGGAGGACACCAAGAGACGGCUGUCGGAAGCCGUGCAGGAGCCCCUCAGCCGGCUCAGCCGGCUCAUGGCCGAGGAGAGCGGCCCCAUGCCCCGGGCAAAAGCAGGUGCCGGGGGGCAGGAGGCGGGGGGCAGCCCCGGGCAGAUGGGGGGCCGCGGGGCUGGGGGCCGCCGGACACGGGACUGGAGCCCCUGGGAGCCCAUCCUGAACUGCCGCUACGAGAUCUGCUCCUACGGGGACGUGAUCCAGGUGGUGGAGGUGGCACAGCGGGAUGCUGAACCCCAGCUGCCGCCCCCCGAGGAGCCGCCACCGGCACGGCCGGGGGGCACGGUGCCGGGCAGAGCCCUCGCCUUCAUCGCCCUCCUCGCCUACGGCUACUUCGUCCUGCCGCUGCCACCCUACGCCGCCGGCCUCUGCCUGGGACUCAUCUGCGGGCUGGUGCUGGGCUUCCUCGCCGUCCUCCUCCUCGUCUCGAAGUGUCCGCUGGUGGCACGGGGACCGCGGGGCCACCUGCGCCCCAAGCUGCUCCUAGGCGAGCCGCAGGAAACCCACCGCCUCCAGGGCUGGAUGAACCAGCUGCACAUCUACGACCCCGAGCUUUUCCACCCCUCCCUCACGCACUCGGUGCUCGCCACACUGGAUGGGGCCACCCUCAAGCUGUCCUACCCCAAGAGCAACAUCCCGCGCCGAGCCACCUUCGAGGAGGAAAUCCUCGACGCCACUUUCGUCAGCCACCGCUGCUACAACCUGACUGAUGCCAAGGUCUUCCUCUGCCCCCCCAGCCUGGCCCGAAAGCGGACUUGGAACAAGAAAUACCCCAUCUGCGUUCUUCUCCCCAACCCAGCGGAGGUGGAGUGCAGGAGCAGCGAGGAGCACGACACAGAGCUGCAGAGGGAUGAAGGGACAAAGAAGGCGCUGGUGCUGGGGCAGGACGUCCCGGGAGACUGCAGGGAGAGGUGCCUGUACCUCUUCGGGCGGACAGGGAGGGAGAAGGAGGAGUGGUACCAGCACCUCAUGCAAGCCUCCCGCGGGACACCCAGCAGCAGCCACGGCGAAGCCAGGGCAGGCGUGGGACCAGCUCUGCGGAGCAGCGGCGGCAGCAGCGGAGGGAGCACCGAGGACAUCCCCUCUGCUGUCCCACCCAAGGACCUGGAGGGAAGCGUCCGACAGAAGAUUUUCUUGGAUUACAGCACCUACAUGGCCCGAUUCGUGCCAGCGCAGGUGGGGAGCAGCCUGGACCAGAGCCCCCCUCAUGGAGCGCUGGGCAGCCCCACGCCCACAAAGCUCGGCGAGGACACGGCCAGGCGCGGUGAGACGUGCAUGGCCUGGAUGAACGCACUGGUGGGGCGCAUCUUCUGGGACUUCCUCCGGGAGCAAUACUGGGCCGAGCAAGUGUCCAGCAAGAUCCAGAAGAAGUUGAGCAAGAUCAAGCUCCCAUAUUUCAUGAACGAGCUGACGCUGACGGAGCUGGACAUGGGUACAUCCAUCCCCUUGGUCCUCAGCGCCUCGAACCCCACCAUCAAUGACCGAGGGCUCUGGGUGGACAUGGAGGUCACCUACAGCGGCUCGUUGCAGAUGACACUCGAGACGAAGAUGAACCUCUGCAAGCUGGGGAAGGAGAGCGCUGCAGAGGACAGUGGCCUGGCAGAGGCAGCUGGAGAGGGGGCCAGGCCACGGCUGAUCCUGCUGGCAGACAGCGAUGCAGAGUCCUCCAGCGCUGGCUCCUCCGACGAGGAAGACGUCACCGUUACGGAGCCUGCGGGAGCCCUGGGGGAGCGGGUCCCGCCGCCUGGCACCGAGGGCCAUGUCAGUGGCAACAGCACAAGCCGGAAGAUCCUGCGCUUUGUGGAUAAGAUCGCCAAGUCCAAGUACUUCCAGAAGGCCACUGAAAACGAGUUUAUCAAAAAGAAGAUCGAGGAGGUCUCCAACACGCCGCUGCUCCUGACAGUGGAGGUGCAGGAGCUGGCAGGCACCUUGGCCGUGAAUGUUCCCCCGCCGCCGACGGACCGUGUCUGGUACAGCUUCCGAGUCCCACCUCAGCUGGAGCUGAAGGUGCGCCCAAAGCUGGGUGAGCGGGAGGUGACAUUCCUCCAUGUCACCGAGUGGAUCGAGAAGAAGCUGCAGCAUGAAUUUCAGAAAAUUUUGGUGAUGCCAAACAUGGACGAUCUCAUCAUUCCCAUCAUGCGCUCUGGCCUGGAUCCUCAGCCACCCACGGGGGGACUGCCCAGGGACCUACCAGCCAAGGGAGAGAAGAGGCUCUGAAGCGCAGCCCCACGGGCAGGGCAGAGACACUGCACAGAGCUCAGGGACCUCGCUGGGACACGGGGCCAGCCAGGGCCUGGCCACUGACUGCAUCCAGGGCUAUGCCGUGGGGUCUGAGCUUCUCGGUUCAUCUCAUCCUCAGCACUUUUUGUAGAUGAGCCUCCUCCUUAAAUACUGCAAGCACACGUUCAGAGCAGAACCAGGCACAGGGCAAGGGGUCUGCAGGAGACCCAAGAACUUCAUGCACCUCCUACCAGGUUCCCAGGACUCCUGGUCAAGGGGGCAGCUCUGGACCAGCGGAGGGCUGGGCUUUCCACUGUCUGGUUCCCAAAGAGGGUGCAGGACGCCCAGACCAGUUCUGCACUGAAGGAGUUGUGAUCGCCGCUGAUCCAAGACAUCACAGCUCCAAGAUGCAUCACACCCUCCCCGCAGGCAGCUGGACUGCAAGGAAAACAUGGGUGGGAAAUGAGUUCAAAAUCUGAAUAAAUCCAUCACUGCCCAGUCUUA